Microsporum canis CBS 113480 is the source of this 624-nucleotide messenger RNA. Its product is annotated as C2H2 type zinc finger domain-containing protein. The transcript has 2 exons. The coding region runs from base 1 to 624 and encodes 207 amino acids. Lineage: Eukaryota; Fungi; Ascomycota; Eurotiomycetes; Onygenales; Arthrodermataceae. The record is from RefSeq and is a predicted model, not a curated record.
AUGCCUCCGACGGAAUCUGCUCGUUCAGCGCUAAAUUCCUUUACCUGCUCGCUCUGCAACAAGUCUUACUCGCGCCAUCCCGAGUAUGAGGCGCACAUCGGCUCCUACGACCACCAGCACAAGAAACGGCUGCGCGACCUGAAGCAGCUCUCACGCGACCCAAACGCCGCCGAGAAGGCCAGGAAGGCUGAGCGGAAAGCCAACGAGGAAGCAGGUCUUAUGGUCGUUGACUCUGCGGGGGAGAAAAGCGGCAGUGCAGGCGGCAGCUCUACCGGCGGGUUCAAGAAGGGCGGGUUCAAGAGCUCGUUCUCCGUCGUUGCCGGAGGAGGCACAGGCGGUUCGAGUGCGGCGGCGUCAGUAACGGCUGCCAGGCGGAAGAAGAACGUUCUAGGUGACGAUGACGAGGAUGAGGAUGAGGUCCAGCAGACGAGUGCUUCGACAAAGGCUGGUGGUCCCAAGGCCCCUGGAGACGGAGACCAUUUACAGGCGGAUAAAGAGGUAGAAAGCGACACUGACGAUGAAUACGGAAACGAUGAUAUUGAAGCUGGUGGUGGCUAUUAUGAUCCUCGACGACCUACAGACUGCUUUCACGAAUGUGCUGGAGCAAAGGUCUCUGUUGGCUGA